CACUGUAAAUAAAUACUCCGUAUCGUAUUUAGCUGAAAACAUUGGCCUGUCGCCUGAGGAGUGAAGCGACGGUUAAUGGAUCACAAUAUCUCAUCACCCGUUUUUCCAGUUCGUCACAAGCAGUUCUCUCUCGACAUUCAGGGGAAUAAAACAGAUAUUGUCAUAUGUAGCUACGAUGACCAUUUUCUCGUUAUUGCAACUCAAAUAGGAAGCAUGGGCACUAUACUGCAUGCCAGGAAGGAGGAAGGGAUGACGACUGAACCAAACUUUAGUGUGUCCGUAAUACUGGGGAAACGUGAUGAGCCUAUGCUAGUUGCUUGUGCUAGGCAACUUAUUGAACAUAUAAGUUCCUCGGGAUCCUCCAGACCUCUGGUUCUUGCACUUGGUUUGAAAGAUCAUUCUGUGACCACUCUGAAGGGCAUUGUUUCAGCCGUGAACAAAACCUGCCUCUGGUAAUCUUUCAUGCAUCCUUAGGUCAGUUUCAACUGCCUCUGGUAAUCUUAAAUGCAUCCUUAGGUCAGUUUCUCAAUGUCUCGGUGAGAAGGCAGCAAUUCUUAGUGACUUUUUGGACAAACUUCAGUGUCUUCCCCCACUCUUGUGCAUGACAUUUUUUUUUUUUGCAUAUAUUGAUUAGUGUUGAAUUUGUUAGAAGUGUGUUUGAUGAUGAUCCUAAUGAACUCUCUUCCAAAUA
Molecule: messenger RNA, 691 nt
Organism: Ipomoea nil (Japanese morning glory)
Lineage: Eukaryota; Viridiplantae; Streptophyta; Magnoliopsida; Solanales; Convolvulaceae
Exons: 7
Coding region: 76-456 (126 amino acids)
Biological process (GO): proteasome assembly
Source: RefSeq, a predicted model, not a curated record